Molecule: messenger RNA, 2002 nt
Organism: Cyclopterus lumpus (lumpfish)
Lineage: Eukaryota; Metazoa; Chordata; Actinopteri; Perciformes; Cyclopteridae
Gene: krt97
Product: keratin 97
Exons: 8
Coding region: 95-1369 (424 amino acids)
Molecular function (GO): structural molecule activity
Source: RefSeq, a predicted model, not a curated record
CCUCCAGGCCGUCUCAGCAUCAUCUCCUCCGCUCCACUCUUAGGGCUUGACUGAUUUAACUGAACGCACCACCGGAGUCAUAACAGAAGUCACCAUGAGUAACAAGUACAACUUCGGCUUUUCCGGCUUUUCCAUGUCCUCUUUGCCAAAGAUGACAGGCUCCAGGCGGGGCACCAGCGUCCACGGCGGUGCAGGUGGCCGCAACAUCCGGGUGUCGUACGCCUCCAACGGCCUUGGCUCCGGCUUUGACUUGGCAGGGGCUCUCGGGGGCGGCGGAGGCGGUGGAAACAAUAGUUCAUUUUCAGACAGCAAGAAACUGACCAUGCAGAACCUCAAUGACCGCCUGGCCACCUACCUGGAGAAGGUGCGCUCCCUGGAGUCGGCCAAUACGAAGCUGGAGCUUCAAAUCCGCGAGUGGUACGACAAGCAGACCCCCACCGUCAAGGACUACAGCAAGUAUCAGGCAAUCAUCGAAGACAUUCGCAGAAAGAUCACCGUUGCCACACAGGACAAUGCAAGGCUGAUGCUGCAGAUUGACAAUGCCAGACUGGCAGCAGAGGAUUUCAGAAUCAAGUUUGAGAAUGAGAUGGCACUGCGCAUGUCGGUGGAGGCGGACAUCGCCGGGCUGCGCAAGGUUCUGGAUGACCUGACAAUGGCCCGAUCUGAGCUGGAGAUGCAGGUGGAGGGCUUGAAGGAGGAGCUGGUCUACCUGAAGAAGAACCAUGCAGAGGAUAUGGCAUCCAUGCGUGGCCAAGUUAAUGCCAGCUCUGUAAAUGUGGAGGUGGACGCCAAGCCUCAGAACAAUAUGGUCAACACCAUGGAACAGAUCAGAACUCAGUAUGAGGGCAUCACUGAAAAGAACCGCCGCGAAAUGGAGGAGUGGUACAAGGUCAAGUUUGAUGAACUGAACAAGCACGUGGCCUCCAGCACAGAGAGCCUCCAGAGCUCCCGAAGUGAGAUCACCGAGCUCAAGAGGACCCUGCAGGCCCUACAGAUUGAGCUGCAGUCCCAGCUCAGCCUGAAAUCUGCCUUGGAGGGCCAGCUGGAAGAGACAGAGUCCAACUACAACAUGCAGCUAAGCCAGCUCCAGUCCAUGGUCUACAACCUGGAGGAAGAGCUCAAAAAUGUGAGGGGGGACAUCGAGAGGCAGUCCAAUGAUUACCAGGUGCUGCUUGAUAUCAAGAACAGGCUGGAGAUGGAGAUCGCCGAGUACAGAAGACUGCUGGAUGGAGAGGAUAGACCUGUAGCAGCAGUGCAAGUCAAACCGGUUUCAGUCAUAACCCAGAGGAGGAUGGUGGUGAUUGAGGAGAUUAUUGAUGGAAAAGUGGUAUCCCGCAAGGAGGAUGUCAACACCCAGAUUGUGAAAUAGACAGACUGGAUGCCUAAAGAUCAGGGUCAAGUGAGGAAUUGGAAGAAAGGCUGUUUCUGACACCCAGCUGAUGUUCCACCCACCUGCAGUCUACUGAAAUUAACUAGGACAAUGUUUUGUUAUAUAUAAAAUAUAUUUCUCUUUUCAAACAUGUGGGCAGAGUUGGGAUUUAGAUUUAUUGUCAGAGAUAUUUAUUCUGAUGCAUUAUCAUAAAAAAUAUGGUAAAAUAAGUUAAUAAGAAGAAUGUUUGUGUUUUGAAGAACCAAGUUAAUAACUGUGCUUUUUUAUUAUUUCUUCACCCCAUUUAUUAAAACCCACUGACAACUUUACUGAAUAUCUGCUAACCUGCCUUCUGAAGUACCAGAUUUACACAUUAGGUGACACUGUAAACCCCAGAAAGGAAAUGUACUUCUUCUAAAUUGAAACCAUUGCUUCUCUGGCUAUUGGAUAUAUGGAGAGAUAAAAUAAACAUAAUGUUCUACUUUGUUUUAUUUUCAUUAAGAUGUGUGUUAUUAUUUAUUUGACACUCUUCAAGAAAUCAUGGGCCUUAGAAAUAUUUACUAUAAUUGGAUCAGUAUAAUUUAUGAUCUCUGCUGUCACUUUUUGAAUACUUCAGAACUGUUUGUUAAAUCA